This is a messenger RNA of Mercenaria mercenaria, 3833 nucleotides long. RefSeq names its product DNA polymerase lambda-like. The record is from RefSeq and is a predicted model, not a curated record. Gene Ontology annotation, molecular function: DNA binding; DNA-directed DNA polymerase activity. NCBI's taxonomy places the organism in Eukaryota, Metazoa, Mollusca, Bivalvia, Venerida, Veneridae. Gene Ontology annotation, biological process: double-strand break repair via nonhomologous end joining. Gene Ontology annotation, cellular component: nucleus. The transcript has 9 exons. The coding region runs from base 106 to 1689 and encodes 527 amino acids.
UUCAUUAAUGGUUUGUCCCUUUAUUUACAAAAUGGCAGACUUGCAACUUAAAAUUGCCCAAUAAAAUUUGACGUUUUGCCUAUUUAACCGGAAUAGAAUGCAAAUAUGGAAUCGAAUAAAAGACCCAUUUGUUCCCAGUCAGACGGAAAUGAGUCGAAGAAGAGAAAAAUUGUGCGAUCUUCUGAAAAUAAGGAAAAGCCGGCAAACUUCUUAGCAUCUUUGCACGUUUUUAUUUUGCAAGCAGGGAUCGAGAAAAUGCGAAUGAAUAUAUUUAAAACACAGCUUGAAAAGUACGGUGGUAAUGUAUUAAAUGACCUAACAGAUGUUGCAACUCAUUUAGUUGUCGAUGACAAAAUGGAAGCUGAUCGGAUGUGUAGACUUUUAAAAGUCAGUACCCCACCCACAGGUAUUUGCAUUGUAAAGUCAAGUUGGCUUAGUGGCUGCUUUCGACAAAAAGCUUUAUUAGACAGUUCAGAGUUCUUGCUGGAUUGUUCAAAAUUUACAACAACUAAGACUUUAAACUCAAAUUCUGGAGAUAAUGGAACUGAACAUCCUUCAUCUUCAAAAAGUUCAGAUUUAAACACAGCUGAUGACUCUGAACUUAAACCAGAAUUUCCAAAAGUAGGAGUAAUGUUUGGUCAUAAGACCAAAGCUAAUCAUUAUGAUAGUGAAGAUAGUGAUUACUGCCCAAGUGGGGAAGAAUCUGAGUUGGAAACAGAUUACUCGACUCCAUCAACCACCACAACACCUUCAACUUCUCCAAAGAAAAACUUGCCAGUUGGUAAUUGGGUGUGUGCACAAUCUUCAAAGACAGCUGUGGAGAACUGUAAUAAGCACAUUACAGAUAAGUUGGAGGAAAUGGUGAGAACUUACGAAUCAACAAAUGACAAAUGGCGAGCUUUUGGUUACCAGAAGGCGAUUCAAGUUUUGAAAAAGCAGUCAAAGCCGAUCACUUCCUAUGAGGAAGCUAUGGCUUUACCAAGUAUAGGAAAGCGACUUGCAGAGAAGAUAUGGGAAAUUGCUGAAAGUGGAGAACUACGCAAACUGAAUGAGCUUAGAUCUAGUGAUGAAAUAAAAGUGAUUGAGAUGUUUAAAGAUGUGUGGGGAGCUGGGGCACACACUGCUAGGACCUGGUACCAGCAGGGAUUUAGGACACUGGAAGACCUGAGGACGAAGGCAAAUCUGACACAUCAGCAGAAAGUAGGCCUGAGAUGUUACGAUGAUAUCCUAGACAGAAUGCCAAGGUCUGAAGCUGGGGAGAUAGAAAAAGUGGUGAAAGAUGCAGCUGAAAGCCUUCAGGAAGGUAUAAUAUGCCAAGCUUGUGGAUCAUACAGGCGAGGUAAAGCAACUUGUGGUGAUGUUGAUAUUCUUGUUACACAUCCCGAUGGAAAAUCUCAUAAAGGAAUCUUUGCUAAACUGUUAGCAAAACUGAAAGAUCAAGGUAUGCAUAAUAAGGCUUUCUUACAGACGACCUUGUCACAGCAGAAGAUAACGGGAACCAAAAGAAAUAUCUGGGUGUCUGUAAAUUACCUGGCGAAGGUAGAAAGCAUAGACGCCUGGAUAUUAUUGUCGUCCCAUAUGAUGAAUAUGCAUGUGCACUUGUAUAUUUUACUGGCUCCGCCCACUUCAACAGAUCUCUACGGCACCUCGCAAAGAAAAUGGGAAUGUCGUUGUCAGAACAUUCCUUGAAUGUCGGCGUUGUCCGAAAUGGCGCUGAGAAAAUAUUCGAAGGUACGCCAGUACCAACACCAACUGAAGAAUCUGUAUUAACACAGCUUGGGGUACCAUACAGACCUCCAGAAGAAAGAGACCAUUGAUUUAUUGGUGUGUGUGUGUGUGUUUGUGUGGAUAGAACUCCGGGCUCCUAGCCGGCAAGUCCUGUUCGAAUUCCACCAGAGGACUUUGGCCGCAGUCUUCAGACUGUUUAACACUUGUGCGAAUAUUUGUUUUAAGUGUAAAUUCAAAUAUUGAAUGAACUAAAAACAUUUAUAGAUUGUUCAACGUUCAAUAUAGAAGAAUUAAGGUUUGUUGUAAAUAUCCCAUUUACCAACCGGUAUUUUCUAGCGUUCUGUCGGGAAAACUGAAAUAUUACGCGAAAGGAUGGGUGCCUUUGAGUGACAGAGACUGUAAAAUUAUAAGUUAAUUAGAGGCCAUAUUUACAAUAUGCGAAAGCCCUGAAAUAUAAAAAAUGUAAACAGAACGUCAGAAAACAGCAGGAGUUGUCUACGGAAGGUUUCUAUAAAAGUCGUUUCUCCAAGAUUUAUUUUCGUAAUGUAAGCACGUUUGUUUUUCCAUGUUGAAAGAUGACGCUAUCAUAUUUCACAAGAGUGACAGUUUCAUUAUCUAUUUUUAAUCCAUUAUAAUGAUGGAAUGGCGUGUUCUGUUAGUAUAUAUUUUUUCACAUGUAAAUACAACAGGACUUCAAAGUCAGGUCAAUGGUUGUCAAUUAAAAGUCAUUAAUGACAUCAGAACGUACUUAAUGCUCUUUGAUAAGAACAAAAAUUCUCAUAUGACAACAAGAAGAAUGUCAAGGAUACAGUUGUUUACCGGCAUUACAAAAUGUCAUUCAAUGCAUUAAUAAAAUAAUUGUAAACAAAGUGCUAAAAUACAUAAAAUGCGCAUACAAAAUUUAGGUCUAUAUGGUCUGAUUUUUUGAAAAGAUUACUUGAUUCAUGUCUGUCAACUAUUUUGUUGUGAACUAUUCAUUUCUUAGGCAUCGUACACUAAUGAAAUCUAUGUAUGGUAUUUAUUCUCUGUUAAUCAUCUCAGGUUAUUUUAGUAUUUAUUUCUCAAUAUAAAAUGCCAUUUUUACUUCUGUUUAUGUGAUAGUAGAUGUACCUUUUUUUCAUGUUUUGUGUGAUAAGUUGUGCAGUUUUGAUUAAAUGUCUUUCAGUUUGAAAUGAAUAUACGGGUCUCUUUACAUAGGAACAGCUUUCCAUAUGUAACCUUUUACAGGUUAUAACAUAUUUUGUAGAGCAGUUUUAAAAUAAACUUUGGUAAGCAAGAAAAUGAUGUAUGAAAUAAAUCAUUACAAAAAUUGGCCAUUUGUGGGAGUACGGGCCAAAAUAUUUCAGCAGAAAUUCUCAAGUAAUCAUUCCAUCUUUAGCUCGACUUUUCAAAGAAAAUGUAGAGCUACUGCACUCGCCCCAGCGUCAGCGUCAGCGUCGGCGUCACCGUUGGUUAAAGUUUUUUAUAAAGUCAAAUACCUCAGUUACUAUCAGAGCUAUUGGCUUGAAACUUAAAAUAGUUAUUUACUAUCACAGUCUACACCUGGAGAAACAAUCCCCAUAACUCUGAUUUGAAUUUGACAGAUUUAUGCCCCUUCUUAACUUAGAUUAUUUUGGUUAAAGUUUUUGAUAAAGUCAAAUAUCUCUGUUACUAUCAAAGCUUUUGACUUGAAACUUGAAAUGGUUAUUUACUAUCAAAAUCUACACCAGGAGAAACAACCCCCUUAACUCUGAUUUGAAUUUUGACAGAUUUAUGCCCAUUUUUAACAUAGAAUUUUUUUAUUAAAGAUUUUGAUAAAGUCCAAUAUCUCUGUUACUAUCAAAACUAUUGACUUGAAACUUAAAAUAGUUAUUUACUAUCAAAGGUUACACCAUAACAAACAAUUCCCAUAACUCUUGAGUUUUGACAGACUUAUACCCCUUUUACUGGCAAAGCUCUAAUUCAGAGUCAAGCACUGAGAAAAGUCGAGCGUGCUGUCUUACGGACAGCUCUUGUUUUGUCAGCUGUGUAUUUCAUUUUUACAUUGGUUAUUUGGUUGUGUGUUUCCAUUUUAAGUGAGUAGGUAAGUCAGGAUACCUAAAAUAAAGCUAAAGAUAACAUUGUUA